AUGCAAAGCAGAGAUGGAAAGGGUAUCACAUAUAAAAACCUCAUGUCGUACAUGUUAAGGGUUGAGUCAGAAGGCCUAGCAGAAGCCACUGGAGGUCGCCCUACGAGGGCAGCUUUGACUGCAUCUUGGCCCCAGGACCGACUCCGCUGCUUCAACUGUAAUGACUGGGACCAUAUGGCUGACAAGUGUCCGAAGGCAGGUACCGGACUCAGGAAGUGCUACACGUGUGGCACGUUCGUGCAUGACAUUCCAGCUCACAAGAGAUGCAGCCCGAGAUGUGGUGAGCAAAAUAAGUCUGAUUCAUGGGAUUUUGAAAGGCAGGGCCGUGGAAGUCAAGGGAAUCGAGGUGGCCGCGGCGGUGGCCGUGGCAGUGGCCAAGGCCGCUCUAAUUCCCAAAACUUUAGGCAGAAAAGGGACUCUAGCAACGAAAGAGAAGAGACAGUGUCAUCGGAGGAAGCGCCCGCGCCCCCGGAGGUACAACGGAAAAGAGAAAGGCCGAAAAGACUGAUAGAAACAAUGGAGGUCAACUUGGUCCAAGAAAGUCGUGGUAAAGACGUCAGCUUUGCGGGCUUAGCUCUCGGGGAAGAAGUAACAAAAAACCUAAUUUUCAUAAACGGUGAUACUGAAACGUCAGGAGAUAAUACCAUUUAUGCGGAAGAUCUAGUUUACCACUCUUUGCUGGCAGAAAUAAAUAAAGAUCCAGCUUCAUACAAAGAAGCAAUGAAGACUGUGGAUAAAGAAGGCUGGAAUCAAGCCAUCCAAGAAGAGCUUGACUCAAUGGCAAAGAAUCAGGUCUGGAAGUUGGUAAACAGACCUGCAGGACUGGUGAAUGGUAAAGUGCGAAUAUCAUCGAUUCUCGAUGGGUUCUUAAGAAAAAGUACUCUUGACGACGAGAUAUACAUGGAGUUACCAGAAAGUUUGGUCUUUUCCGAUCUGGAAAAACAGAGCAAGGUGUGCAAGCUUCAGAGAGCCCUCUACGGCCUUAAAGUCAGUCCGAAAAAAUGGCAUGAAAGAUUCUCGGAGGUUGCAACGAAAAUAGGUCUAAGAUUUUACAUCUUGGAACCUUGUCUGUUUACUUGGCCAGAGGCAGAUAAAAUUCUGAUGUUGGUUCUCUAUGUUGAUGACAUGCUUAUAGCAAUUAAUGAUACUGGCAAAUUUAAUUCUGUGAAGGAAAGACUGCAAAUAUCAGACUGGCAAAAACGAAAGAAGAAAGACGAGGCAACGGUGCUAGUAAAUGACUGA
Molecule: messenger RNA, 1242 nt
Organism: Copidosoma floridanum
Lineage: Eukaryota; Metazoa; Arthropoda; Insecta; Hymenoptera; Encyrtidae
Source: RefSeq, a predicted model, not a curated record